CAGGAACUUGCAGCCAAAGAAGAAGACACCAAGUUGUGCAUUUUACCACACCGAUUUCGCCCAGUGCAUUCUCCGCCUUGCCGCCAUGGGGGCGGAGGCCAGUUGCGUCACGGAAUGCGGAGGCUCAGAUUGUCGGCCGCUGGUGCAGAGGCUCAUCCGGGAGCCAGAGGGGAAAGAGUCGGUUUCUACGCAGAGGUACGCGCAUGCAGAGGCGACCGCGACACCGGAGAGCACGACGGAAGUUACUUGGGGGUCGCAGAUGCCACCUCUUCCGCCGGUGCAGCCCGGCCUGAUCUUACACGAUGGGGUGCAGGACGACUUCGACCGUUGGCCUUUGCCAGAGCUGGACGGGGUUGGUCGUCAGGCCCUCGUGGAUUUCACGCAAGAUCUGGUCCGGGGGAGGACAUUUCCUGUCCUGGCUCUGAACGGAGAUGCCGUGGAAUGCCUAGUGUCGCUGGACAAGCAGUUGCGCUACAUGGUGAUCCAGAGGACUGGAAAGAAGGAUCACAAGCGGCGGGCCCUGGCGCUCGAAACGGUGGACCAGGUCUGCGUCGGGAAGGAGGCACUGGAUGAGUCUGGUCUGCCUCUCACGGAGUUCUGCGUCUGUCUGCUGCUCACCAAAGGGCAGGCAGUGGCAUUGAUCUUUCCCAAUUUCCAGGAGCGGGACAUGUUUGCCCAGGCGGUGUCCCACUUCGUGGACGAGCGAAGGGAGGCUGGCCGCAGUGAUGACCUCGCACUUCAGAAGGCUGAAGAACAGUUACGUAGGACGCAAAAUCGACUCUCAGUGUGAGGCGCCGAUGGUAUCAGUCAUUCUGGAAGAACCACCGAAGCGGCA
Durusdinium trenchii is the source of this 835-nucleotide messenger RNA. NCBI's taxonomy places the organism in Eukaryota, Dinophyceae, Suessiales, Symbiodiniaceae. The record is from the annotation of a GenBank genome assembly.